Molecule: messenger RNA, 939 nt
Organism: Lycium barbarum (goji berry)
Lineage: Eukaryota; Viridiplantae; Streptophyta; Magnoliopsida; Solanales; Solanaceae
Product: protein LURP-one-related 14-like
Exons: 5
Coding region: 156-743 (195 amino acids)
Source: RefSeq, a predicted model, not a curated record
CAGUCCAAACAGACCACAUCAGGUUUCAUUUGAACGAGAGAAGGGUUUUGCCCUUCAAAACCCUAGCCGCCCCAUCCUCUCUCCUCACAUCGCCUAUGCCGGAAAUGGAAAAAAGGAGGGCCCACUUGGAGUUUGAGAGUGUUGCAUAGCUGAGAAUGGCAAGAACAUUUAUUGCUCUGCCAUUUUUCACCCAUUUUCACCGAGGUCCAACCCAAACAUGGUACAGGGAGACAGACAGGUGGUCCAGCUCAGUAGGACCUCUAGAUCUAGCAGUGGUCAGUACUCUCCAUUCGAUCCGGAGUUAUAGUCAGUUUUGUCUUUGGCAACUUAACAAGAAAAGAAGCAUGCGCGAUCCAGCAGGCCUUCCAAUUCUCACUAUGAGGGAAAAGGCAAUGACAAAUCGACACAGGUGGACAGUUCAUGGAAGGGAGAGUUCAGAUGCAAGCCAUAUGCUGUAUAGCGUGCAGCGAUCUAAUGCCCUUCAGAUGAAAACUCGACUAGAUGUUUUCUUGCCAAGCAAUGCCAUUGAAGAUGUCCCUAUUUUCCAAGUUAUUGGAUCUUAUCAUUCUCACUCAUUCAAAGUGCACAGAGGCCAAACUCUGCUUGCUGAGGUGAAUGACAACUUCAAACUAGGAAGCUUUCUAUGGAAAGGCAAGGAAAGCUUUCAAGUCAGAGUUUAUCCUGGAGUGGAUUAUGCAUUUAUCAUCUCACUUCUUGUGAUCCUUAACGAAAAUGAUGUCUAGAAGACGUGUUAUAUGUGCUUGUAAUUGGUAGUCUAUUUGGUGGCUUCUUGUGAUACUUCAAUCUACCUGUGUGAGAGAGGAUGUGAAUAAAUUUAGUCCUACUAAAUACGGAUCUUUGUAAGUUGUGAUUGGUCUAGAUGACACGUGUCCUUACAUUCAGAAAGUUUUAAUUAUGUCCAUUCUAUUUGUCUCACAA